This is a messenger RNA of Arachis stenosperma, 3154 nucleotides long. Its product is annotated as ADP,ATP carrier protein ER-ANT1-like. The transcript has 7 exons. Gene Ontology annotation, cellular component: mitochondrial inner membrane. Lineage: Eukaryota; Viridiplantae; Streptophyta; Magnoliopsida; Fabales; Fabaceae. Gene Ontology annotation, molecular function: ATP:ADP antiporter activity. Gene Ontology annotation, biological process: mitochondrial ATP transmembrane transport; mitochondrial ADP transmembrane transport. The record is from RefSeq and is a predicted model, not a curated record. Bases 2018 to 2929 code for a protein of 303 amino acids.
UUCAGUUACCAAAUGCCAAAGCUAAUCAAUCGGUGGGCAAAGCAGCUCUUACCUUCGACUCACAAGCACGGCGGAUGACGAGCACGACGAGGGACGGCGGGCAGAGCGCUACUGAACAUAGUAAUCACGAUGACGGGUCGAGGCACCACCACUACGCGACUACGACGAAGAAUGGCGAUUGGCCAAUGGGGAGAUGACCUUGACCACGACGAACAGUCACAGAUCUCGAGUGCCACUGACAGCCACAGUGACAAGACUAGAGGCGGCGGUUGCGUUGGAGGAAGCUCGAGUUUGCUUUCACGAGAGGAGAAUAGUGACUUGAAGACUCGACCUGCAUCUGUUUCAACCAUUUCUUUUUUGGAACGACCAAUGGGUCGCACUAUUGUACAGAUAAUGGAGCAGGUUGUCAGCAAGUUGCAGGCGCUCAUGGAAUGGUCGGCCGAGCCGAGUUGGUAGCGUGAAUUGGCACGGGAUCUCAUUGUGCUGGGUUCCGUAGGCGCCUGCUUCACAAGUUGGGCCUUAUUAGAUAGGAUUUUUAUGGUGUGGAGCCUGGAGGAACGCACGAUAAUUGUUAUUUUCUGAGACAGAAAUAGAAAAAGAGAGAGAAAGGAGAAGGAUAUUCGAUUUCCAACUUGUCCAUCUCCGUUUGUCACACAACAACCGCACUUUCUUUUGUUCCGCCCGAACUACGUUGCCAAGCAUACUUGGGGAUUAAAGGGCUCCACUUUCCCAAUUGGCUCGUUCAGUCACUCUUCUAUCACUCUCACUCUCUCAAUGUUCUGACCUCUGCCGUCCGCCAUUCGCUGCCGGUCGUCUGCAUCUCCUUCGUCUGCUCGGCUACGCGCAUAGCCGCACGUCGCUCUCUACUUUCUGCUCUGCUUCUCCGUACUCUCACAGUCUCGCUCUCUGUUCUGCUUUGAUGCACGUCGAGUCUCUGCCACCGUUCGUCGUGUCCUCUACCGUCGUUCGUUCGCGCACAGCCGGACACGUCUGGACAUCCCUGCACGACUGCGCCGCUUCUCUGCCUGCACGACUAUGUCGCUUCUCUACCUGCAUGAUUGCGCCGCUUCUCUGCUCAAUUCAGGUAGCUGCCAAGUGUCGAGAUUUAGGAGCACGCAGUGGUCUUCCAUAUCGUGUUGAUGACCUACGCAUGGUUCCUUCCUGCAGUAGAUUUUCUUAGAGUUAUGCUUUUUUCCACAAUCAGAGAUUUCAUCAAUAUGUUUUUUAAUUGAAUUGUAUAUUAGCAACCCAAAAAGGAUAAUUGAAUUGUAUAUUAAGUAAGGUUCUGAAAAUGGGAUCGGACCGACCGAUUCGAUCGGAUUAACUGGGAACCGGUCAUCUAACUAGUCCGGCUGAUCUCUAAAACUGUUCUACAAAAAACCGGUUAAAAACCGACGGCUGAACCGGUGGUUAACCGGCAAACCGGCCGGAUUUUUCCAAGUACCGGUUCACUGAUCCAACAAUCAAAACGGCGCCGUUUUGAUUACAGAGGAAAAAACAAAAAUCCAAUGCUGAGUUAUCCCCUUUCUUUCUCUUAACAAACACACCCCUCACCAGAUUCUCCUAAACGGCGAAACCCUAUCAGAGCCACCAUCACCAUCUCCCCUUUCAUUCUGCUCUUCUCCUCGCGUCGCCAGAAGCUAAGGUCGGUUUGGGGCUGUUGUUGGCAUCGCCGUUUUCUGUCCGAGCUCUCUUUGUCGCUGCUUCUUUGCUCUUCACCGUUGGUCGUCGCCGCUUCUCCACUACUCGCCGUGGGUCGUCACUGCUUCUCCCCUCCUUGCCGUGCGUCGUUUCUGCUUCUCACCUCCUCGUCGUUUUUGUCUGUGGCCCCUUCUAGUCUCCCCGCCAGUCUUGUCGUUGCUACCUCUCUGCUCCGCACCGUGUCUCACCGUCGUUGCUUCUCUGUUUCACGUUACCAAAAUUCCCAAUUUGAAUUUCUCUGUCUCGUUGUCUCUAUGCUGUCUUUUCCUCUCCUUCGCUGGCAAUCCAGAUAACAUCAGACAGAAGAGGGGGAAAAAUGGUGAAAUCAUCACAAUAUGAAAGAUUUUCAAAGGAUUUUGUAAUGGGAGGGGUAGCAGCAAUCAUAUCGAAGAGUGCCGCGGCACCAAUCGAGAGAGUGAAGCUUCUAUUGCAAAACCAAGCUGAAAUGAUUAAAAGAGGGCAACUCAAGAAACCAUACAUGGGUGUGUGUGAUGGAUUUAAGAGGGUGUUUGCAGAAGAGGGUGUCAUUGCCUUUUGGAGAGGUAACCAGGCCAAUGUCAUCCGAUACUUCCCUACACAGGCUUUCAAUUUUGCAUUCAAAGGUUACUUCAAAAGCAUUUUUGGGCAAUCCAAAGAGAGAGAUGGGUACAUUAAGUGGUUUGCUGGAAAUGUGGCUUCAGGAAGUGCCGCGGGAGCAACUACUUCACUGCUUCUUUAUCAUUUAGAUUAUGCACGAACCCGAUUGGGCACUGAUGCAUUGGAGUGCCGUGCUACCGGUCAGCGCCAGUUUAAGGGGCUAGUUGAUGUGUACCGUAAAACCUUGUUAAGUGAUGGAGUUGUUGGCUUGUACAGGGGAUUUGGGGUGUCAAUAGUGGGAAUCACAAUGUACCGAGGGAUGUACUUCGGGAUCUAUGACACCGUGAAGCCUAUCAUUUUAGUUGGGCCUUUCGAGGGAAAUUUUUUUGCUAGUUUCUUCUUAGGUUGGAGCAUUACAACAUCAGCAGGGGUUUGUGCAUAUCCGUUCGACACACUGCGUCGGAGAAUGAUGCUAACAUCUGGACAACCAAACAAGUAUUAUAACGCAAGGCAUGCAUUUCGUGAGAUUGUUCGUCAAGAGGGUUUUUUAGCUCUAUUCCGAGGUGUUACCGCAAAUAUGCUUCUUGGUGUCGCAGGAGCUGGGGUGCUUGCUGGAUAUGAUCAGCUCAACUGCUUCUCAUCUAGGCACUAGUAUGCAGGUUCUGAGGGAGAGAUACAAUUUGAACCUAGAAAACCUAUCUACCAUUUAGCUUGACUUCAAAGUGCAAUUCAUUUAUAUUCUUGGCUGUGAAUAUUGUACAUGGUCAGACAUCCAUUAUUUUGUUACCACAAUUCAUUUACUUUUUAUAGGAGAUAAAAUGAUAGAAGAUAAAUAUUAGCAUAUUGUUUAUUCUGAUAUACGUACUCAAUUUCUAAA